AUGCUGUUUUAUAAAACAAGCAUAUAUGUGACUACGCUUCUGUGCUCCUUACUGCACCCUGUUCUAGGUGUGGAGAUUACAAGAGACGUGGUGUUUAAUGAUCCACUAAUUGAUAUGGAUGUGACAGUGGAUGCCGGUUUUGGCGUUUCGUUCUUGAGUCAGGGAAGUGUACCAAUUUCAAUGAAAAAUAAUGACAUAGCAAACAAUGGUGUAUUUUGUCUGGGGGUAUCUAAAUUUGGGACAAUUUCAUCAGGAACUAUUACGAACAACGGCCAGAUGUUCCUUCAAGCGGAAAAUGUUGGAACAACGCAAGCCUUACAAGCCACAACUUUGAUUAAUAAUAACUUCUUAACUUUUUUUGGAAUGCGUGCCGUUAAUUUAUCAAUAACUGAUAGUUUUGUUAAUAAAGGUCUUAUUUACUUCAAUUAUCCCAAUAAUCCAAUCACCAUUGAGGGGCCCGCCAGUGGAAUUGUUAACGACGGUGUAAUAGAUAUUUACUUUACCGGAUUAGAUACUAUUUCUAUUUCAAGUAUUGUGGGAACAGGUUGUAUAGUUCUAAAUGAAGACAGUGAUCUGAAAUUUGAUGUUUCCAAACCUUUUAAUCAAACAAUAUAUGUCGAGAAUGGUUCGCCAUGGUUUUAUCUUAUCGGUAAACAGUUGCCAGAUUCUAUUCCAGUCCUGAGAGCAGCUAGCUGGCAAAGUGGAGGUAUUUCAAUACUUAUUGGUCCACCCGAUACUGGCGAAGCACCUGCUUUUGAUUAUAACAAUAUCACUGGUAUAGUCAAUAUGACAGUUUCUAGUGGGUCCUACCUUGUCGACAUAGGUCCGAACAUGAAUUCGACGCUUUUCAGGCCAGCAGAAUGCUACCCCAAUCCUACCAUUACCUACCCAUGCCUUGGUAUAAAGGCAGAUACUGAAACUGAAGAACCUUCUAAUUGUAAAACAAAUAUUGACAUAAAUCAAUCAUCAGAUAGCCUCUGUCCUCGCCAGCUAACUCUCCCAGAACCUUUAGCAACGAAGGCAUCGUAUGACGGAAAUACUAUAACCAAAAUAGUUUCCUAUGAAACAACAUUGGCCUCCGAUGGAUUGCCAACCACUAUAAAUACCACUGAAUAUUUUAUUCCAUCAUUCACUUUGCCCUCCCCAUACACUACAACUUCAGUUGAUGGUGGCAAGACUAUCACUGAAGUAGUGAGUUAUUUUACUACCACAGGAUAUCUUCCAAUCUUAACUGAACUGACGACUCUUCCAUACGUGGGAAUCACUACGUCAACUUUUUCAUUUUCAAUUCCACCACCAUACACUAGCACAUUGACAGAGGAUGAUAUGACCGUAUCGGAGAUUGUUUCGUAUUAUUCCACAACAGGUAGUGACGGUAAACCUGCCACGGGGACCACAACUAGUACCCUUACUGCAACGAGCUACAUUACAACCACGGUGACUGACUAUCUGAUGGGUACCACUCAUAUCACGAGGGAUCAUACUUCACAGGGGACCUGGGUCAGCUCAACGACCUAUUCCACGGAAAUUGAGACGUAUAUUAUUAGGACUGCUCCUACUGGAACAGGAAUUGAAACUUUGUCUACAAUUAGCUAA
Molecule: messenger RNA, 1596 nt
Organism: Naumovozyma castellii
Lineage: Eukaryota; Fungi; Ascomycota; Saccharomycetes; Saccharomycetales; Saccharomycetaceae
Exons: 1
Coding region: 1-1596 (531 amino acids)
Source: RefSeq, a predicted model, not a curated record